AUGACCUUGAACGAGAAAGUUAUAGAUAUUGAUAACGUAGUCGUCCACGGGCCCUAUGUAGUUAAUUUGGCUAAUACCUCCCGGGAAGAAAUUUUCCAUUGGUCAGUUGAGUUCCUAAAAAAGGAGGUUGCUCGAAUGGAAGAAAUAGGCUUAAAAACUCUUGUCCUUCAUCCCGGGAGUGCGAUUAAUACUCCAACUGAGGAGGCACUAACCCAAGUAGUUAAAGGAAUUAACCUGGUGCUGGAAAAAAGUUCCACAGUCCGUAUUGCCCUAGAAACCAUGUGUGGCCGUGGCAGUGAAAUCGAGUGGAACGAAAAGAACGAGUCGGGGUUUGCUGAGAUACUUGCCACUUAUACACGGCUGGUUAUGACAUCAAAAAUAAUCUGGAAGCGUUUAAACGAAUUAGGAGCCAAAAUUGAUCGUCAUGAAAAUAUUGGUUAUGGGAAAAUUGGAUUUGAUGCCUUAAAAAGAAUAGUUUAUCACCCUAAGUUUGACGGAAAGAUUAAGUUAUUAGAAACGCCGCGCAAGCGAGAAGAAUUUCAGGAAGAAAUAAGAUUAUUGAAAA
This is a messenger RNA of Ambispora gerdemannii, 565 nucleotides long. Lineage: Eukaryota; Fungi; Glomeromycota; Glomeromycetes; Archaeosporales; Ambisporaceae. The record is from the annotation of a GenBank genome assembly.